AUGCCGGCCAGAUGCUUCCAGUGCAAGACGCGUGUGGGCGGUUGGGGGACGGGCCGCCAGCACGCGCAGAUCGCUGGGCACACCUGGCAGCCUGGCUACUACUGUGAAUACUGCGAGGCGACGUUCUCCUCGCAUGAACUGUGCAAGAGUCACAGGAAGACUUGUCCCUCCGGAGCUGCCCUCCCGCUCGUAGUCGCCGCAGACGACACGCCAGCGCCCACGGUCUCACACGAACGAAGAACGUCGAUUGCCGCGAUCGUAUCCUGUCGAACGUGCGGUGAGCACUUCCGGUAUGAGGAGAAUUUGGAGAAGCACACAGCGUCGGUCAGCGCUUGCAGGAGAUGCAACGUGUGUAUACCGCAUGCCACGAUGAGCCUGCAAGAUCACUAUCGGGUGUCGACGACGCACCCAAUACCGUGUCCGUGGUGCGACCUUGGUUUCGACGAUUUCGACGAAUUGGCCCCAGCGGUCCGCGAUGCAGAAGUCCAAGCGGCCGAUGCGGAACCGUCGUCACUUUCCGACACAACCACCAGUUCUGUCGCACCAGAACGACUGGGCGUUGGACCCGAGAGUGUCGUUAAAUACGUUGUCUCGACUUUGUGCGGGGCGUUCUCGGACGUGGGCGGCGCGCCGCUUACGACAGGACUAGGCGAUCCCGCCGUUGAAGAGGAGCCCGACGCCCCCGCGCCAGCUAUUGAACUCGACUAUGGCGACACUACUCCGGCAGCCCCCGAGGUCCCCUCGACGAUGACAGACCCGGAACCCGCGGUCAUUGUCCAGGACAACAUCCCAAGGUUACAACCUCCCUUGCGAUCCAUGCUCCCGCUUUGCUCAUUCACCCGUGCUAGCAGGCCCACUGUGGCAGUCCCCAGGCUCGACGACGACGCAGUCGAAUACGACGGCUUCACAGACGACGCGGACCGGUCCUCCGUGAUCGCCAAAGCCGCGCUCGAUCUCAUCUCCCAGCGGUACGGAGGGACCGCGGCCGAGCGCGUCCUGCGCGCCAUGCAGGAACUCGGCGGCGCCAUCGCCGAAGAGCAAAAUGCUCGCGACGAGACUGAGUCGCUGCAGCAAGCCGCAGAUGUGCAGCAGGAGGUUACGACACCGGUGCGGGCUGGACCGACGGACAGCUGCGGCAGCCCCUCGAGCGCUGUGCGCCGCUUCGUGGAAACUCAAAGAGAAGCUCUAGCGGCUGAGGUGACGCGACCUGGUACUCCCAUGCUACCUGCGCGACCCACAAGAGCCCCUCGCCGCCACGACCUCGAACCGCGGGAAGAACGCCCACAGGCUUCCACGUCUGCUCAGGCAACGAAGCCUCCAGCACGGCAGAAACCAAACCACGCUGCAAAGCGCCCAGCAGUAGGAACGCAGUCCUGGCACUGCCGAUCCUGUGCGGGCGAUCCCUGCAUGCGGCCAGUCGCUACGAUAUGCGGACACAUUUUCUGCCAAGACUGCCUUAUGCGCGAGCUGCGGGAGCACGGCGCGUGUCCUGUAUGCCAGAAGGUCUUCCUCAUAAGACUCGAUGUUGCUGAGGGGUGA
Messenger RNA from Trametes versicolor FP-101664 SS1, 1539 nucleotides. RefSeq lists its product as uncharacterized. The transcript has 7 exons. Bases 1 to 1539 code for a protein of 512 amino acids. The record is from RefSeq and is a predicted model, not a curated record. Lineage: Eukaryota; Fungi; Basidiomycota; Agaricomycetes; Polyporales; Polyporaceae.